Messenger RNA from Pyricularia pennisetigena, 1875 nucleotides. RefSeq lists its product as uncharacterized. The record is from RefSeq and is a predicted model, not a curated record. The transcript has a single exon. Lineage: Eukaryota; Fungi; Ascomycota; Sordariomycetes; Magnaporthales; Pyriculariaceae. Bases 1 to 1875 code for a protein of 624 amino acids. Gene Ontology annotation, molecular function: hydro-lyase activity.
AUGACAGACGAACAAUCCUAUGACCCGAAACCACCACCAGGGCCAGUUUCCCACCUCUCGCACCCAGCCCUACUAGCCGACUACGACCUCUCCCGCCCCCUCGCGGCACUGCCGUCAGCCCACGGUCUCCGCCGCGGGCUCCCAGGCUACGGCGAUCCGCAUUUUGCCCUGUUCCUCCGCAAGGUCUUCAUAAAAGCCCUCGGGUACAGCGACGACGCGCUGUCGCGGCCCAUCGUCGGCAUCACCAACACGCACUCGGGUCUCAACCCGUGCCAUGCCAACGUGCCUCAGCUGAUCGAGGCCGUAAAGAGGGGUGUACACCUGGCCGGCGGGCUGGCGGUCGAGUUUCCGACCAUUAGCGUCCACGAGAGCUUCGCCAGCCCGACGAGCAUGUUCCUCCGGAACCUGAUGAGCAUCGACACCGAGGAGAUGAUCCGCUCCCAGCCGCUCGACGCCUGCGUCGCCGUCGGCGGUUGCGACAAGACCGUCCCUGCGCAGCUCAUGGGCGCCAUAUCGGCCGACAAGCCCGUGCUGCCGCUCGUCACAGGGCCCAUGAUGCCGGGCAGCCAUAGAGGGGUGCGAGUCGGCGCGUGCACGGAUUGUCGCAGCAGCUGGGCCGCCUUUAGGGCCGGGGCGAUGGAUAUCGAGGAGAUCGCCGCCAUCAGCGAAGAGCUCGCCCCGACGGGAGGGACGUGCGGCGUCAUGGGAACCGCGAGCACCAUGGCCUGCGUCACAGCCGCCUUGGGACUUAUGCCCCUGAAGGGAGCUAGCGCCCCGGCAGUAUCGUCGGCCCGUAUGCGCAUAGCCGAGGAGACGGGCCGGAAUGCAGUCGCCGUUGCCGCCGCCAACAGGACACCGCAGGCGUUGCUGACGGUUGAGUCGUUCCACAAUGCCAUCACCGUCCUGCAAGCCAUCGGCGGGUCCACCAACGCAGUGGUGCACUUGCUCGCCAUCGCCAACCGCCAUCCCCAGAUCCAGGGGCUAAUCACACUCCAGACGUUUGACGACAUUGGCCGCCAGACCCCGCUCCUGGUCGACCUGAAGCCAAGCGGAGAAAACUACCUGACCGAUUUUCACAAUGCCGGCGGGAUGCUGGCAUUGCUCCACACGCUCCGGCCGCUGCUACACCUCGGCGCCUCGACCAUUGACGGCCGCACUCUGGGCGAGGUUCUUGACGCCGAGCCCAUACCCCGCGAGUUCCCAUUCAUGAGGCAGAUCAUCCGACCACUGUCAGACCCCUUAUAUCCCGCGUCAUCCCUGGCGAUCCUGCGAGGUAACAUUGCGCCCGGGGGCGCCGUGAUCAAGGCCUCGGCUUCCAAAGACCGUCGGCUGCUGCGACACCGCGGCCCUGCGGUCGUGUUUGCCAACAGCGCCGACAUGGCAGCCCGAAUCGACGAUCCGGGACUUGAUGUGACUGCCGACAGCGUCCUCGUGCUGCAGGGGAUCGGUCCGGUUGGGAAUCCAGGCAUGCCAGAGGCCGGCUUGAUCCCCAUCCCACGAAAAUUGGCUGCCCAAGGAGUGUCGGACAUGCUGCGGCUGAGCGAUGGACGGAUGAGUGGGACUGCGGGAGGAAGCGUGGUGCUUCACAUCUCGCCCGAGUCGGCACUGCCAGAUAGUGUGUUUGGUAUUGUGCAGAAUGGCGAUAUGAUUCUGUGCGAUGUAGAAAACAGGCUCCUGCAGGUCGACAUUAGUGGCGAGGAGAUACAGGAAAGGAUCCGCUCAAGAGCUGCAGCAAAGACCAAGCAGGAUCAAUCACAAGGCAGAAAGGUUCCGAUCCGAGGAUAUCGUGGUCUAUACCUACGCUCCGUCAACCAAGCACAGUUCGGUGUAGAUUUUGACUUUCUCACAGCCAAUGGAGGGCAGGACGUGACGUAA